AUGCCGCACAGCGCCGAGUCACGUGCUGUGAGCAGCGGCGGCAGCGGCAGCGGCAGUGGCAGCAACUGGUUGCUUGUCACAGCAGGUAUCGCGAUUGGCGGCGCGGCUGCGGCUGGAGCAGCGUUUGCACUGGCUAGUCACUACCUGGAACGCGAACGUGCCGCAGCGUCAGCAGCCGCUGGCACAAGGGAGCACGGGCACGUGGGUCAGCUGCAGGGCAG
This is a messenger RNA of Monoraphidium neglectum, 221 nucleotides long. RefSeq lists its product as hypothetical. The annotation marks the transcript as partial. The transcript has a single exon. Lineage: Eukaryota; Viridiplantae; Chlorophyta; Chlorophyceae; Sphaeropleales; Selenastraceae. The record is from RefSeq and is a predicted model, not a curated record.